Molecule: messenger RNA, 4049 nt
Organism: Zingiber officinale
Lineage: Eukaryota; Viridiplantae; Streptophyta; Magnoliopsida; Zingiberales; Zingiberaceae
Exons: 23
Coding region: 110-3463 (1117 amino acids)
Source: RefSeq, a predicted model, not a curated record
CUCUCUCUUUCUCGCUCUCAGCUGCUUGUUAGCUGAGUUUUAAACCCUAAUCGGUUAUCCCUGCAAAUUCUUCUCCGUUCUCCCUCUGUCUCUAAGAUUCAACCUCAGAAUGUUCACCGAAGGGCUAGACGAGAAGGCCAUCAGCUGGAUUAAUCAGGGAUCAAAUGUUGCCAACAAGUCUCGUUCUCCUCUGACGGAGAAAUAUUCUCUGGAUUCAACUGUCUACCAACAAUUUCCAUCCAAAUGCAAUACGUCGUUCUUAUCUUCAAAAGUCUUGCCGCCUGUAAAAUUCCAAUCAGUCUUGCUUAGUCCGCACUCUCACUUGUUGGUAGACUCUGAGGAAGAAGAGAGUGUUUGUUCGGUUCCGGAAGGCUACUACGCCAAUUACUCUGACACCUUUGAGGGAGGUUUACGUUCUAGUGGUGAUUCUGAUCUCUUUGAGAAACCAGGUCAGGGAAAUUUUGAGGAAGAAAUCAUGUCUGGUGAAUAUUUGAGCUGCGAGCCAGAAGGAGAAGCAGGUAGGGAACAGAGGCCAACUUUGAUUCGUGGGAUUUCAAAAGAGAAUCUACGGGUACUAAUAGAAGAAAAAAAUUCAUCGGAUGAUGAAAAGGUGAAAAAAAGUUUGAAUGCUAACACAGUCUCAGAUGCAUUUUCCCUGGACGAUGAACGAAAUGGCUUCCCCAAUUCUCAUGUUCAUAGUUUAGAUGAAUUCAUGGCUGCGAAUUUUCAAGAACUUGGAACACCCAGUGCUCCUCCCAUUUUGGCAAACAGAAAAGAGUGUAGCACCUCAAAUUUAGAUGGUGAAAACAAGGUUAGAUUAAACACCGACGUUUCAUCUGACAAUCCAAUACAACCACAAGAAGUUGGAGAGACUUCAGCAGGAAACCUACUCGUGGAACAAAAUGUGCAUGCUCCUAUGUCUGAAACAAAUUUGGCUUCCCAUAUAUCAAGCUACAAUACCAGUGUCCAGAGUGCAUGGCAAACAUUUAUCGCUUACGAUGCAUGUUUCCGUCUGUGCUUGAAUGCAUGGGCAAGAAACUGCAUAGAGGCCCCAGAGUUCCUUCAAGAUGAGUGCAUGACUCUACGAAAUGCAUUUGGAUUGCAGACUUUCUUGCUGCAUCCCAGAGGCCAAAUACUAGGAGACAGAAUUCAUGAUGAGAGAAAAGAAGGAACAAAUGUUGCUAAAGGUAGGAAAAUCAUUGGACAGCUGGAGGUAGAAGUGAAAAGGAUUCGUCUUCUAGCUAAAAGAAGAAAGCUGCGAUCUAUUUCUUCUCAUAGAACAUUGUAUAUGCAAAUGGGUGCGGAUUAUGUUAAGAAAAUGUCAGAGAUUUUGAAGAGUCAAAUUAAUUUACUAAGAGCAACCUAUGAACCAAUUGCUUCUGAAGAAUUUAUGCAUUGUUUUCUACAAUUGAAGAACUCCAGUAAAGAUGCACCUAGUGAAUCAGGUUGUAGUGUGUGCUUGAAACUUGGCACCGGUGAUUCUCAUAUUUUUUAUCCAGAGAAUCAAGGAGAUUCUAUUUUGAUUGAAGUCCAAGAUAUAAAUCAGGUCAACCAUGGUCAUGCUACAAUACCAAUUUCAUCUCUCAUUGAAAGUCAUCAGGGAGAAGUAACCAAAUGGUUCCCUCUAUAUUUAGAAGAACAUGGUUGUGUAGGAAAGCUUCAGCUCUCAUUCACUAUCUUUCACUCUUCUGAUAAGUUGGCUUCUACAAAGAUGUUGCAGGGUGGUCCAGUUGUUGAAACAAUGAUAUAUGAUUUGGUACUAGAGGCAGCUAUGAGAGCUCAAAAUAUUCAUUCAAGGAAUUUACAUAUAAAUGGUCAUUGGAAGUGGCUUUUAAAUGAGUUUGCUGAUUAUUAUGGAGUAUCUAAUGCAUAUACCAAGCUAAGGUUUCUUUCAUCCAUCAUGAGUAUUGCAACACCCAUAAAGGAAUGUUUAGAGCUUAUACAUGAAGUUCUUUUACCCAUCAUCAAAGCUCGAGGAGAAAAAAGUCUGACUAGACAAGAGAGAAGCAUACUACUGGAUUGUGAAGAUCAAAUUAACAAUUUGUUAACUACUACUUUUGAGAACUACAAAUCAUUAGAUGAACUCUCACCAACAGGACUAUCUGAUACUUUUGGCAUAAUUCUGGUGUCUGCUGCACCAGCUUUACUACCUGCUGUACAGAUAUUCACCCUUUUGCAUGAUAUACUCUCCCAGGAAGCUCAAAAUAUUUUGAGAAAUUAUUUGCAGAUUGCUGCAGCAAAGCGGUGUAGGCGACAUAUGGUGGAGACUGAUGAGUUUAUCUCAGGAAAUUGUGAUACACUGUACACAGACCCUAUGACUGUCUCAACAACAUACCUCAAGAUGAAAAUGCUAUGCUUGAACAUAAGCAACGAGAUUCAAGCAGAUAUCAAGAUUCACAAUCAGCAUAUAUUCCCUAGUUCUAUAGAUUUACCAAGUAUUACUGCUUCAAUAUAUAGCACUGAGCUCUACAAAAGGCUCAAAGGGUUUCUUGCAGCUUGUCCUCCAUCUAACCCUGCACAGCAUGUAGCAGAGCUACUGAUUCAAAGUGCUGAUUUUGAAAGAGAUCUUGACUCAUGGAACAUCAGGUCAGUCCAUGGAGGUUUUGUUUCAAAAGACUUGUUCCACCACUAUAUAUUGGUUUGGAUCCAAGAUACUCAACUUCAGUUACUUGAUCUGUGCAAGUCAGAGAAGAUGUUAUGCUCAGAUGUAUCCCCAAGUUUUUCAACCUCAACAUUUGUUGAGCAUAUGUAUGAACAGAUUGCUAAAAGCAUAAAUGACUAUGAAGUGGUUAUCAGCAGAUGGCCUCAGUACUUAAUGGCUUUAGAAAAUGCUGUUGCUGAAGUAGAAAGAGCGGCACUUAAGGCACUAGAAAAACAAUAUAAUGAGAUUUUAAUACCUCUAAGAGAUGGGAUCCCAAAGAUAAUUGAGAAGCAGGUGCAAAGGCUUACAAGGAGACAAUCCAUAUCCUUUUAUGUUGUACCCAAUCAGCUAGGAAUCUUUUUGAACACACUCAAAAGAAUCCUUGAUGUGCUACAUCCAGGAAUUGAGCAUAUUUUAAAAUGUUGGGCAUCGUGCUUAACAAUUGAGGGCGGAAAUAAUAUAUUUGGUGAACAAAUGAAUGGAUUCACUGUCACAUUAAGGAAAAAGUAUAAGAAGUAUAUGCAAGCAAUUGUAGAAAAGCUUGUCUGCAAUGCACAAUCUAACCGAACCACCAGACUGAAAAGAAUUCUUGAAGAAGCAAAAGAAGCAGCAGGUGAAUCUGAGAUUCGUGACAGAAUGCAGACAUUAUGUUUGCAACUAACAGAUUCAAUCCAUAAUCUUCAUUGUAUCUUCACAAGCAGGAUUUUUGUUACAAUUUGUCGUGGUUUCUGGGAUAAAAUGGGACAGAUUAUCCUGACAUUUCUCGAAAGCCGCAAGGAGAACCGUAUAUGGUAUCGAGGAUCUGAUUAUGCUUUAGGGUAACAUAAUGGCACGAAGAUUGAGUAAUCAGACCAUUGUUCGGGUUGUUAUAGCGGUGAAAAUCAAGAGUGCAAGACUCUGACGCCUCGCUCCACCCUCCUUCAGAGCAAAGUAUCUCUUUGUUAGUUACACAGGUUAAAUGCGGUCUUCUUUAGGCACAAAUGUCAAGGGGUUUCCUCGUUGAGAGAAAAGUAUGAACAUAUUCUAAGUAGCACAUGGUUAAGUGAGGUCCUCUUGACGAUACUAGUAUGAACCUAUUUUAUUUUUGUGACCAUGAUCAGCACUAUUCUUGAGUUCAUGUUAAUAGAUUGUUGUCAUUUUCAAUAGGCAUUAAUAGUAGUACCAUAAAGUGUCAUCUAUCCAGAUCAGUUAGAGUCGUUUCUUGUAUAUGACAGCCAUUUUUCUUAAAGUGCAAAGUUCGUAUGACCUUUUAUGUCAUCCUUCCGGAAGGUGCAUACAAUAUCUCCUAGCCAUUGAAUUUGUCAUAAAUUAUUUAUAUAAUUCACCUUCAUCAAUCAGAAGUACCUGGAGUUUUGUCGAAUUCUUAUGCAAAUUUAUUUUCCGUCAACUUAUCCAUUUAUUUUUGAAU